Molecule: messenger RNA, 871 nt
Organism: Ilyonectria robusta
Lineage: Eukaryota; Fungi; Ascomycota; Sordariomycetes; Hypocreales; Nectriaceae
Exons: 1
Coding region: 215-832 (205 amino acids)
Source: RefSeq, a predicted model, not a curated record
CCAACCAACGCCACCGUCUUUCCGUCACGGCUGUAACUCGCCCUAUCCGUGUCUCUGCCGUGGUAUUCUUUUGACUCUGCUUGUGCAGACCGGGCCAGGGUCAUGGAGCCUGGAGCAGCCAGCCGACGGGAGACACAGCGGGCUGAACAUCCAAGACCUACAGACAGGGUGCUACCAGCGAUAAGGUAGUAAGUACCAAUCUGCCUGACUUGACAUGGCAACGCAGCACAGGAAAAUGUUCCUUGCGGUGUUGCGAAUCCCCGACUGGUCUGCGGGCAAAACAGGACGCCAAUGUUUCAGCACGUUGAGAGUUCCACGACCACUCCGGCUUUCGAGUCAUCGACUCCUGCUACGCUCCUUUAUUGCCCUCGAGAUGGGCAUUCACACACACUUACCGACUACAAACACAUGUUAUUGUCCACGCCCAGAUACAUCCAGCUGCCCGGAGUACGUCACCGCCGGGACACUAGUCCUCGGCUACGACCUGCACGUCUUCUCUCCAUCGCACCCGUUCGAGCCGCAGGUUCAUCGUAUGACCCCCCUUCCAAAAGCCUCAAAGGCAAUAAUUCGAAAGGCUAGCACAUGUCUCAGAUAUCCAUUGGGCAAUCUCUCCCGUCUAUCACUGAAAAGGAUCUUUCUGACAAAGAGGGUGAUUGCGGCAAAGUCCCCAACUGAGCUACGGCGGCGAGUGUGUGGCUCCAGCACUAACACCACCAUCACCAUGACCGGCCCGGCUCGGAGUCUAGGCGGAGCACCGAGCGGGCCUUAUCCUUGCCAGCGAGCCCUGAAUGGCUCACGCCAUGGUGAGGUGGAGCCUCGCCGACGACGUUAGGCAGGGAGGCAGUGGGCGGCUGGCAGGACUAGCAGGUCU